AGUUUAUUGAAACCGAGGAAACUCUGAUUGAUCGUUGAAUCCAAGUUUUUGACUAUUUAGUUAGUUAGUAUUUUCACGCUGAAUUCACUAUCCAGACUCUUUUUGGUACAGAAAGAACACGUAUCUAAGUUGAGACAGCUGCUUCUAAAAUUGAAGGAAAUAUUUUAGUUAUAUGGUGUGAUAAUAUGCUGAUUCCCAAUGUCAUUGAACUGUGCCUCUUGUACUAAGUCUCGAACACUUGACUCAUCUGGAAAUGUUCCCUAUUAUAAACCAAUGAAUGUGGGUGAAUAUGCAUAAGUCAUCCAAGCAUGACUCAAAGGAGUUUGGCAGUCAGGAUGGUGAAAGCAGGCAGACAACAUGGCAGGCAGAUGUUUCACAGUAUCGUCUACACACCAUCAUAGGUAAAGGUUCAUUUGACAGCAUUACAGUCCACUUGGCUCAACAUGCUCCCAGUGGGAAAACUGUGACUGUAAAACGUAUCGACAUUGAGAAAAGUCCUGUGGAAUUCAAUGUUUUCCAGGAAGAAGUGAUUUUGUGUAGACGGAUGCAUCAUGAGAAUAUCAUUAAGUACUACUCAACAUUUGUUCACAAGAAAGAGUUGUGGAUCAUUCUGCCUCUAAUGGGAUAUGGGUCGGCUCGAGAUGUCCUACAUGCCUACUUUAAGACUGGUCUACCGGAGACUGCCAUUGCUUACAUACUCAGAGAUGUGCUUCAUGCUUUAGACUAUCUUCAUAGUCGAGGAGUAAUCCAUCGAAGUGUGAGGGCCAGUCAUAUUUUGAUUGGUGGAAAUGGACACGUGUGUUUGUCAGGACUACGUAAAGCCUAUUUUAUGUUCUACCAUGGUAAAAAAUGGAACCAAGUCCACAAUUACCCUGUGGCCUGUAAAGCUGAUUUGCAGUGGCUCAGUCCAGAAAUUCUCGAACAGAAUUUGGCAGGAUAUGAUACUCAAUCCGACAUCUACAGUUUAGGGAUCACAAGCUGGGAGCUGGCCAAUGGUUACCCCCCUUUUGAGGACAUGCCAGUUACUCAGAUGUUGUUGGAGAAGGUGAAUGGAACAAAGCCCAUGUUACCGGACUGUACCACAAUAGCAGACUUAACAGGAGAGGAGGAAGCACAGCAUAAUGCAGACAUGGAGAAUGGUGGCAUUGAUAUUGUAGCCAUUGCGAAGUCUCGGAAAUUUUCCUCCUAUUUUCACAGUUUAAUAGACAGAUGUUUAGAUAAAAAUCCAAAGUGCAGACCGACAGCAGAGGGUUUACUGACAGAUGCUAUGUUUAAACACUUGAAGAAGCGAUCCACAGAGGCCUUGCCCAGCCUGUUACAACCCCUCACUCCUAUCAAACUAGCAAAUGUACCCAAUGUUACAGAUGAUGGAGCUGUAGAUUCUGUGACCGAGUCCAUGGAUCAAGUGGAUUUAGUUGGUGAAUGGGACUUUUAAAUGUCUAUAUACCAGAUUUUCAGGAGAGAGAGUGUGGGAGAGAGAGAUUCCCUCUAUUAGAAUAAUUGAAUUUUUUUUUGUUAGACAACUUCUGGAUUACACAACAUUUUUAAAAAGUUUUUUUGUAAUUAUCAUCAACCUUUCGGACUUUUUAUACUAUAGCAGUGGUUAAUAUAUAAUUCAUAUGCAAGAUAAUUUUAUCCUCCCCCUAUGAUAUUUGUGUAAUGAAACAACAAUUAGUGUAUCUGUACUAAAUACUCUUCAACAAUUCACUUACUUAAAUAUCUUUAUCAUUUUUUAAAUUAAGCCAGAGUGAUGGUGUGUGUUGUGCUGUCACCCUGUAUUAUUAUAAACACAGAUAGUGACUGUUAUGUGGCUGUAAUAGAGGAGGUAGACUAUGUACAUGUAUAUUAAGAAUUUUUCAAAGUAAAUGUUACUAUUAAUUUUACUUGAGUAACACAUGUUUACUGGUAUUGUAUAACUGGUAUUAAAAUGCUUGUUACAGUU
Ostrea edulis (European flat oyster) is the source of this 1942-nucleotide messenger RNA. Its product is annotated as STE20-related kinase adapter protein alpha-like. The record is from RefSeq and is a predicted model, not a curated record. Gene Ontology annotation, molecular function: protein kinase activity; ATP binding; protein serine/threonine kinase activator activity. The coding region runs from base 278 to 1435 and encodes 385 amino acids. The transcript has 14 exons. NCBI's taxonomy places the organism in Eukaryota, Metazoa, Mollusca, Bivalvia, Ostreida, Ostreidae. Gene Ontology annotation, biological process: protein phosphorylation.